Messenger RNA from Rhipicephalus microplus (southern cattle tick), 827 nucleotides. Its product is annotated as salivary anticoagulant protein P23. NCBI's taxonomy places the organism in Eukaryota, Metazoa, Arthropoda, Arachnida, Ixodida, Ixodidae. The record is from RefSeq and is a predicted model, not a curated record.
CCUUAUCAUCGCAAGAACAGACGUUUCUGCAGUCAUAAAAGGCUCAUUAUAACAAUACUACAGCCAUGAUGACGUCUCUGUCAACUUUGGUCUUUCUACUUAGUUGUUCUGGUGCCCUUAGCGCCCUUCCACAAGACUCGAACAACUUCAUCGACACGGUGCUCAGAGACCGACUGCCCGGUGAGGUUCGCAACCGGAACCUCGACCCGGCGCAGAUACCAAACUUCGAUGUCAAGGUCAAAAAGACAUUCGUCACGAACCGCGACUUGAAGGUGGACUUCACGUCGGGCCUCGUUCGUGGCCUGUCACAACUGAGACGUCGGGGUGACUGCGGUGCUCCCGCCUGGGAGGCCGCCAACACUACCUUUGGUUGCCACGUGUCUCUCGACGGCGUUCGAGUCUCCUACAAGGCAAAAGCCAAGGGCCACAAAGUGCUUGGCUCAACCAACUACGAUGUCGACAUGCUCGUCGAGAACACCAACUUUUUCGUCCAGAUUACUAGCGCCCGAUCGGUUCCUGCCGUCUUGAAGACAUUGAGCUUAAAUUCCUUGGAGCUUAAAAUAAGCGACAGCACCAAGCUGGGCCUCAACAACGAGCGGAACAAAAAGUACCACGAGGCGAUCAGGUCCCGCAUCCAAGAUCUACUGUCUUCACUACUGUACGGAAGUUUCCGGGAGGCGCUGAACCAAGCUGUCAGAACCGGGGUGGCACCGUUUCCUUGAUUUUCGUCGACCCACACGACGCGGCAAUCACAAUUUCACCCAUCCUGAACAAUUGCCCUGCUCACGAAGGUUGUGCAAUAAAUAAAUAUUACGCUAUCAUUUCAA